UUUUAGUAACGCAAAGGUCCUUUACUCUAAAAACAGAAAACAGCAUUUAGGAGGUAAAAGAAGAGAGGGGUGAAAGCCUGCAGUACUGAAUAUUACUGAAGGUGGAACAUGGCAGCUUCAGAAGGGUGCCGUUCAAACACCUUGAAAGAAGCGGAAGACAUAGCUCAGUUACUGAGCGAGGCCCUCACCUCCGGGCACAGAGAGGAGGCCGUGAAGUAUGCAGACCAGCUUGCGGGACUGCAUCUGCCUGUGUCUGUGAGGCUCUGCCAGGAGGCAUAUUCCCAGGAUUCUAUACGGCUGAAAGUGGGAGUAGAAGAUGCCCAGCUGGACUCUUCUGUUCCCAUCACCAUGUCAGUAACACCCGACAUGACCAUCUCGGAUCUCAAAGCCAAGGUGAACCAGGACUACGGGUUUCACCCAACCUUGCAGACGUGGGUGAUUGGGAAGCGCCUGGCUCGGGACACCGAGACGCUGUACAGUCAUGGCGUGAAGAGGGAUGGAGACAUGGCCUUCCUCUACAUCAGGUCAGCCAAGACAGCCCAGCUGAGCCGAGAGCAGCAGAAACAGGAGGACGAGAACCGUCGCCUUGAUGGUAUCAUUGAGACCAUGGAGAGGUAUUCCUUGGAGCCCAGGGGCACAGGGCAGAUAACUGUGAUGAAGAGGCAAGAGGGCGUGGUCAGGGAAGUGAAAAACCCGCCACCUCCAGUGCCCCCUAAACCUGCAGCUCUGCCAUCAACGCCCCAGGUGGGAUGGUCAUGUUCACAGUGCACAUACGUGAACAAGCCAACCAGGCCAGGAUGCGAGAUGUGUGGGAUGGAAAGGCCAGCAGAUUACAAAAUACCAGACAUCUACGAGCCGGAUGCUCAGGAAGUUCUUCGACUCCAGCAAGAGGAGGUUGCCUGUUUGCAGUAUCAGCAGGCACUGGAGGAUGAGAGGCAGAAGAACUUCAUGAGUCUGCUGCAGACAGACGAGCACAGUCUAGUGCCCAAUACUGAGGAGGUCGACUGCCCCAUCUGCUAUGGCACCAUCUUACCAGGGGAGGGCGCUACACUUAGAGAGUGCCUGCACAACUUCUGCAAAGAUUGUCUGAAAGGAACCAUCACCAACAGCCUGGAUGCAGAGGUGACAUGCCCUUACAUGGAUGAGAACUACUCCUGCAACAGCAAGCUGCAGGACAGGGAAAUAAAAUCUCUGCUCUCUCCGGACGAGUAUCAGAAGUUCCUGGAGCUGAGGCUGAGCAUUGCUGAGACUCGCAGUGAAAACAGCUACCACUGCCAGACGCCCAACUGCGCGGGCUGGUGCAUAUUCGAAGACGAAGUGAACGAGUUUGAAUGUCAGCUUUGCAACGAAACCAACUGCAUUCCCUGCAAGGCCGUUCACAAAGACAUGAAUUGCAAGGAGUACCAGGAUGAUCUUCGCAUCAGAGCUGAAAACGACCUCGCUGCUAAGCAGACCACGGACAUGCUGAAUACCAUGCUGGAGACCGGUGAAGCCAUGCACUGCCCCAAGUGUAAGAUCAUCGUGCAGAAGAAGGACGGCUGUGACUGGAUCUGCUGUGUGAUGUGCAAGACUGAGAUAUGCUGGGUGACCCGCCAGGCCCGCUGGGGUCCCAUGGGGCGUGGAGAUACCUCAGGGGGGUGCAGGUGCAGAGUAAAUGGACCCUGUCACCCCAGAUGCCAGAACUGCCACUGAAUGCACUCCUCGGCAGCCUAGGCCUGAUGGGUUUCGGGGCGGGGGGCGGGGGGGUCUCCUUGGGGACAGGAGCAUCCCACUCAGGAGACACUGAGGAGCUCAACAGUUGAGGUGCACAGCUGAUUGCUGUUUCACUCUUCAGCGUGACAGUCUGAGGUGUGGCAUCUGGGGCGCUUUGGAUUAUGCCAGAGAAAAUGUUUAUAGUUCAAUCUCUACCCAUGGAGGCAAAUUCAAAGCAUGCCACUUUUUAAAGUAAGCCUAGUAAUAUUGUCUUGUGCUCUGGAUUCAGUAGUGAGAACGGAGGGAGUGUUUCCCUGGCUCAUGUUGUAUUUUACAGAUUUUGAAAAAGUUGAUACUGAAUUUAUUUGAUUGCAGUCCUCAUUGCUUUAUAUUCUGAAAAAAAAAGCAGGGAAUACUGAGAGCAACAUUCUGUUUGGGCCCUGAUAAGUUUAUUUUGAUAGUCUUGUAUUUAGGCUUUGAGCAUUGUCUUGCUUGGCCUGUGUUUAUUAUGAACAAGAGCUGCUGUGUCUUUGUUUACUGUGAUUUUUUUUUAUACAGUUAGACAUUCUAAGACAAACUAGGUGGUGUAUGAAAGUUGCAAAUAUUUGCAGUUUCAGGAAGCUUUUCAGAGUUUUUGCAGAAGAAAAUGAUGCAGAUCGCAAAGUGAGCAAAAAACGAUUGCAAAAUUAAUGUUGAGAUGGAAAAAGUGAAGUAUUGGGAAGUAUAUCAUUGUGAGAGAUUAGUUUUUUUGCGCUAUUUCCAACAUGGUUUAUUCUUGUUGUCAUGUUGCUUUUAUUACACUACAGCUAUGUUGACAGUUUUAUCCAGGGUGCCUCAGAUUAUUGCUUUUUCUGAGAUUAAGUUAAGAACACUGUAUGCAGUAUGUUCCAUUCUCAAUGUUUUCAAAUGUAUGUACAGCAAUAAUGUUAAAAUGACAAACUAGCUGAUACAUGUUAUACAGACAACUUCUGACCCAACACGAUUUAUAUAAACUCAUCUGAAUUCGUGAACGGCCUGGGAUCCAAUAAGUAAAGUGUGGACCAGAAAUUCAAAUUUCACAUUCAAGAAUGAUUGGAUGAUCUUGAUUUCAGUUACAAUUAUUUUGUUUGUAAUAAUCAGUAUUCCAAUAACAACAUCUCUAAAUAUUACCUGAUUUUAUCACCUGGACAUGAGAGUCCAAACAUGAGAGUGAUUUUAUUUCUUUCAUGAAAACGCUAUGAAAAAGUGUAUUAAUAUGAAAAUAAUCAG
This is a messenger RNA of Megalops cyprinoides (Indo-Pacific tarpon), 2940 nucleotides long. RefSeq names its product RanBP-type and C3HC4-type zinc finger containing 1 (gene rbck1). Gene Ontology annotation, molecular function: ubiquitin-protein transferase activity; ubiquitin binding. The transcript is spliced from 13 exons. Gene Ontology annotation, cellular component: LUBAC complex. The record is from RefSeq and is a predicted model, not a curated record. Gene Ontology annotation, biological process: protein linear polyubiquitination; positive regulation of canonical NF-kappaB signal transduction; proteasome-mediated ubiquitin-dependent protein catabolic process. Bases 109 to 1692 code for a protein of 527 amino acids. NCBI's taxonomy places the organism in Eukaryota, Metazoa, Chordata, Actinopteri, Elopiformes, Megalopidae.